Molecule: messenger RNA, 3048 nt
Organism: Fusarium coffeatum
Lineage: Eukaryota; Fungi; Ascomycota; Sordariomycetes; Hypocreales; Nectriaceae
Exons: 5
Coding region: 1-3048 (1015 amino acids)
Biological process (GO): transmembrane transport
Cellular component (GO): fungal-type vacuole membrane
Molecular function (GO): transmembrane transporter activity
Source: RefSeq, a predicted model, not a curated record
AUGGCAAUCUGGAGACCCUCGACCAUCCUCUCCGCCAUCGGAGCCGACGUCCUCUGGCACUCGCACCGCGACCUGAAAAUCCUCAUCCUGCUCCGCUUCAUCCGCCUGUUGGGCUAUGGCGGGACAACACUUGUUCUGGCACUCUAUCUCAAUGCGCUGGGUUUCCAUGAUACCCAGAUUGGACUUUUCAUGACGCUGACGCUUGUGGGUGAUCUUGCUAUUAGCUUUGUCCUCACUUAUGUCGGUGAUCGUGUUGGUGUGAGAUGGACUGCUGCUGUCGGUGCGCUGUCGAUGUGCAUCGGAGGAGUGGCUUUUGCCUGGGCUGAGAAUUUCUGGGUAUUGUUGGCUGCUAGUAUUGUUGCUGUUAUUAAUCCGAGCGCAAAUGAAAUUGAUCCCUUCAAGGCGAUUGAAGAAUCAGCGAUCGCUCGUCUCAGCACAUCACACACGUGCAACGAGAUGUUUGCCUGGUGGUCCAUGCUAGGCAUGUUUGGCACAGCAGCAAGCAAUCUUCUCACAGGCUGGAUCAUCAACGCCCUUGAAGACGCUGGCAUGGAGAAACUAUCAUGCCACCGCGUGAUAUUCCUCGCGUAUGCUGCCAUUGGCAUCAUCAAGUUGAUCUGUUCUUUAUUCCUCAGUGCGGAUGUUGAGCAUGUUCCUGAACAAAAGGAAUAUUGUGCUACGCCGCAGUCUGGUCUCAGUGAAGAAGAUGCACCACUCUUGACUGAGCAGAUCCCCGAUUAUGGAGCAGUCAAUGCUAUCAAUGAUGUUCAGAAUCCUGAGAGUCAGGCACAAGUCGUGCUGGAAGUUCAAGAAAAACGGCUUUUUACACCUGAGUCGUUUGACUUUAUGUGGAAGCUUUCUCUCGCCAUGGGAUUGGACUUUGUCGGUUCUGGUCUUGCACAGAUCUCAUGGAUGACAUAUUUCUUCAAACGCGAGUACGACAUGCCCGAAGGAGCACUCGGGUCUGCAACAUUCACAGCAGGUAUAAUCUCAUCCGUGCUCAACCUCGCAUCAUCACCCCUCUCGCGCUCCAUCGGUCAAGUGCAAACCAUGGUAGUAUGUCACACGAUAAACUCCAUUUCUCUUCUCAUGGUCUCAGUACCAGGAAACAAAUACGUGGCGCUCAUCAUUUUCAUCUUUCGCAUCGUCACCCGCGAAAUUGAUAAUGCGCCCCGUCAAGCGUUCAUUUCUGCUGGUGUGCUGGAUCAUGAACGGACUUCUGCUAUGGGUGUUGUUAAUAUUGUCAAGACGAUUGGUAGUUGUUUUGGAUUAGGAAAAGGAUAUAUAUCCAGGUCCAUGUCACUCGAUUCUCAGGUCUUCACCAAGCCUCAACGGGCCAACACAAAGCAAAUCUUUCUAUCAUUACCUUCACCAAAUCUUCAAAUGGAUCAUCUUCUCCAUCUUGACACAGACGUAGUCUGCCUCCUCACUAAGCUCAACUCCUACGACUACAUCAUCGUAGGAAGCGGCUUCGGCGGCGGUCCCCUCGCCGAAACCCUCGCAGCCAAGAACAAAAAAGUCCUCCUCAUCGAACGCGGAGGCGUAAUCUUCUCAACCCACGUCCUCAACACUUCCCGUCCUUACUACAACCGCGGCGCCAGUAACUCCCCCGAAGGUAACGAACGGGUCUACGACGCCGUCAAAGCAAAAGUGCAACUCACAGAUCGUUCCGACAGUUACGUCGGCGGUCCUGUGUACUGCGUUGGCGGACGGUCUAAUCUUUGGGGCACUUGGAUCCCUGAGGUUGGGAACGAGACGCUUAAUACUUACUUUUUGCCUGAGAUCGUGGAGUAUCUCAAGGAGGGGAAAGGGUAUGAGACGGCUUUUCGGUAUUUGACGAAUGAUGAUCCUAGAGAUGGGAUUUAUCCUGAAGGUGUCGGUGCGCAUGAAGUCAGCGCCAAAGAAAUUGGUCAGGUGAAUGAAAAGCUUACCAAUGCUAUCGCCGGCUCCAAGUUCACCAUCAUGCCCGUCGCAGCACAGUUCAACGCCCCAGCGCCGUACAAAUUUGCGCAGGGCGCGUACAGUACUACGUUGUCGAUUAUUAAUCGGAUGUAUGCGAAUGAUCAGUAUUCAUCUGUUUUGCUGAACACGGAGGUCAUUGCUGUUCAGCAUUCUGCUAGCAAUACUUUACAAAACAUGCGGUACCAUCAAUUACAAGAUAACUACAUUGGCAUCACGUUGGAAGACAUGGCAUCCGAUUACUGCGCGGGUCAUAUCUUUUCCGGUGUUGGCCAAGCUUCAUUUGACAUUCUCAAGUCUCGGGUACAAUUGGGAAUCAUCCAGGGAAGGCUGUACGAUCUUCUCUAUUCCGUCCGCGCUGAGAGAGAGUCUCCAAAGGGGAAAGAUACUUCACGAGUGCAGGUCGAUACGAUGCUAGAUCAGUGGUAUAAUUCACUACCAGACUCUGUCAAAACAAGCAAUUUCUCGGCAAUGGAACCGAGCGUUAGACAACAUUGUCACUUGUUACACAUGGUCUACUACCAGACCAUCUUUCCAGUCCGCGAUGCUGCCUUACACAAUUACAAUUGGAUUGGACGUCUUCACGGCUUCUCUGAGAAGUGGAGGGCGGAUAAGCGAAAGGCAAAGAAGGCCUAUGCUGACACCCCCGUGCUGUUGUCAAACUGGUCAAAACUAUUAGAGGCUGCCCGAGCUCAGGUCGACAUACUGUCCAGCAUGGACCGCCCGACCCCCAUAUGGCAUAAUUGCAGAACAUACAGAGGUCUUCGCUUGACUGGUAUUUAUGCGACCGAGGGUGCGCUCACUGUUCUGGCCGCUAACAACAUAGCCGCAUAUGAGCGAGCCAACCAUGAUCUUCUGAAUGAAGACGAGGAGAGGAUACAGAAAGCAUGGGCCAAUAUCAAGGAUCUAAAUUGCGAGUAUCGUGGUGGUAAUCCCGGGCAAUUUCAUCCCGAAGAGAUCAACAUUGGUUCCGAAGAGCUUGUCAGGGAGGCUGGUUGGUGCUAUGACAAGUACUUCAACAAACGCCAGAGGCCCAACUACUGGGCGGAUAAGAUGAAAGCGAAUCCUGCCAGUUUUGGUAUUUAUUGA